UUCUGUGCUGUGCAUAACAAUAACAAACAUAAAAUUCAUUUACCCCCAUAAUAGACACUGAGUUCCUAUUGCCUUAAGACAGUGUACAUAUUCAAAAAAAACAAAUUUUUUACAAUAUUCUUUUAAAUUUUUUAUUUGAAAAUGUUGGCUACUCAGAAUAUGAAUCAGUCUGGUAUACCAGAUAAAAUGUGGCAGCCCCCUUUUGUCCAGUUUGAAACGACAAUGGGCGAAUUUGUAGUUGAAUUAUAUUGGAAGCAUGCGCCAGCCACUUGUAGAAACUUUGCAGAGUUGGCUCGUAGAGGUUAUUAUAAUAACACAAUUUUUCAUAGAAUUAUUAAGGAUUUUAUGAUACAAGGAGGCGAUCCAACUGGAACUGGUAAGGGAGGAAUGUCAAUCUAUGGCCCUUCAUUCAAAGACGAAAUUCAUCCGGAACUAAAACACAGCGGGGCGGGUGUUCUUUCUAUGGCCAAUUCCGGCCCUGAUAGUAAUGGCAGUCAGUUUUUUAUCACCUUAGCUCCAACUCAAUGGUUAGAUGGAAAACAUGCAAUUUUCGGUAGGAUACAUUCCGGAAUGCAAGUUAUAAAGCGAAUAGGAUUAGUGGAAACAGAUAGAGGAGAUAGACCAGUAGAUGAAGUGAAAGUUUUAAGGGCCAAAGUGCUGAAAAGUUGAAAAAAACACACAUUAAGAUUAAGUUAUAUUUUUUUAUUUUAUAAUUAUUAUUGUAAGAGGGAUUCUAGCAAGGAUCUCUAAAACUUAAAAACAAUUUUCGUGUGUAUAAAAAAUACAGACCUUUUCACAAUGUAACUUAAGAUUUAACACUGGUAUUGGAAGAUUAAUAAAAAUGUGCAUUUUAAAAAUAACAA
Messenger RNA from Anthonomus grandis grandis, 863 nucleotides. RefSeq lists its product as uncharacterized. The record is from RefSeq and is a predicted model, not a curated record. The transcript is spliced from 3 exons. The coding region runs from base 142 to 669 and encodes 175 amino acids. Gene Ontology annotation, cellular component: catalytic step 2 spliceosome. NCBI's taxonomy places the organism in Eukaryota, Metazoa, Arthropoda, Insecta, Coleoptera, Curculionidae. Gene Ontology annotation, molecular function: peptidyl-prolyl cis-trans isomerase activity. Gene Ontology annotation, biological process: protein peptidyl-prolyl isomerization; protein folding.